AUCCUUUUUCGUCUAUCUACGAAAAAGGUGUCCUACUGUUUCCAUAUUUUUCUUAAACAUUAACAUAAUUUAUUCUCAUUUCCGCAGCCACUAAAUCUAACCAAUAACAGUUUCUAUACGUAAUCUCUUUAUUAGAUCACAAGUUUUAAGUAGUUUUCUCAUUAAUAUAGCCUCUCUGAGCUAUACUUUCAAAUUCCACCUUCUGAUCACUCGAUUAAACCCUAGACUGGAGUAGGCGAAGAAAAAAGCAAUUCAUGGCGGGAGGUGUAGGUUCAGGUUUGGAAUGCCAGAAGAUUAUGGAUGGGAAGGAGAUUAGUGGGGUUAAAGUUACCCCUGUUCAUUCUUGUUGCUUAAAAGCUAUGGCUACUCAGCCUGAACUUGGUUCCAAGUGCCAUUCCACAGUUGUUUCUGGGUGGUUCUCAGAACAAGUGUCAUACUCUGAUGGAACUCGUAAGGUUUAUUACAACAAUCCCAUGUGGCCUGGGGAGGCACAUUCAAUGAAAGUUGAAAAUGUUCUGUUCGAAGGGAAGUCAGAGUAUCAAGAAAUUUUGGUUUUCGAGUCAGCAACAUAUGGAAAAGUGCUUGUGCUAGACAACAUUGUUCAAUUGACUGACAAAGAUGAAUUUGCCUACCAGGAGAUGAUCGUUCACCUGCCCCUAUGUUCACUCCCUUCCCCCAAAAGGGUCCUGGUUGUAGGUGGCGGCGAUGGUGGGGUCCUUAGGGAAAUAGCUCGUCAUAAGUCUGUAGAGGUCAUUGAUAUCUGUGAGAUAGAUAAGAUGGUCAUAGAUGUGUCAAAGAAGUACUUUCCAGAAUUAGCUGUUGGAUUUGAGGAUCCCCGCGUACAACUCCAUGUCGGAGAUGCUACUGAGUUUUUACGAAAUGCGGGCGAAGGGAUCUACAAUGCAGUUAUUGUGGAUUCGUCAGACCCUGUUGGUCCUGCUCAGGAACUUGUUGAAAAACCAUUUUUUGUGAUGAUAGCAAGAGCGUUACGCCCAGGUGGUGUUCUUUGUAAUAUGGCUGAAAGCUUAUGGCUUCAUACACAUCUUAUUGAAGACAUGAUGACUAUUUGCCGGGAAACAUUCAAGGGCUCUGUCCGUUAUGCUUGGGCAUCAGUUCCUACAUAUCCAAGUGGCGCUAUUGGAUUUCUCUUAUGCACAACUGAGGGACCACCUGUUGAUUUUUUGAAUCCUGUAAAUCCUAUUGAGAAGCUGGAAUUAGCCGUCAAUUAUGGAAGGGAUCUUAUGUUCUACAACUCAGAGAUGCAUUCAGCAGCGUUCGCCUUACCAUCAUUUUUGAAAAGGGAGGUUAGUGCUCUAAGGGAUUUGUAAGUUAAUGAAUUACAACUGUUUGGGCAAGUUAGGUGAUAUUCAACGUGCCGUUUGAGCAAGUUGGGUGAUAUUUACGCGCAAUUACUUCCCUACUUCCUUACUAUAUAAGGUGGUUUCUAUAAUUCAGUCUCUUGCGGUGUAAGACAUGAAAUACGAUUUAAACGACUGUUUUUGUGUUAAUCCUUUUGAUCAAAUUCUGCUCGACUUGCAGACAAUCUAAACAUUCCUAUGCUUCCAUGUUUCA
Messenger RNA from Papaver somniferum (opium poppy), 1572 nucleotides. Its product is annotated as spermine synthase-like. Gene Ontology annotation, molecular function: spermidine synthase activity. Gene Ontology annotation, biological process: spermidine biosynthetic process. The record is from RefSeq and is a predicted model, not a curated record. Gene Ontology annotation, cellular component: cytosol. Bases 255 to 1328 code for a protein of 357 amino acids. NCBI's taxonomy places the organism in Eukaryota, Viridiplantae, Streptophyta, Magnoliopsida, Ranunculales, Papaveraceae. The transcript has 11 exons.